GCCAUCCUUGCGUCCAACCAUUCUCAUGCUUAGACAAACAAUCCCUGACUCCUCCCAGUAUUAUCUCUUCCCUGCGCACGCCUCGAAACUAACCACCGAUAUACCUUGGAGCCAAGCUCUCGAAGCCCCGGAUUGUUGAAGGGACCAGCUUUUCACAUCCUCCCCUAGACCCAUACACGAGGUUAUAUAUUUGCUCUAUCUUUUUCGCUAGAGGACGAUAGCGCACAGUACAUAAGAGCACGUCUUACCCAGACACCGAGGUAAAUUCCUUGGUCCAUUCGCAAUGGCCAAGAAGAAGAAGACGCAGCUCAAGCCCGUCGCUCGCGGGUUCGCCACGACCUCCCAGCCGAAGAAAGUCGUCCCACUUCCCGAGGAACCAGAGGCCAUUCCAGAAGCCAACGCUGUUGAUACAGAGCCGGCUCCAACUGAUUCUGCCGGGGCCACCACACCAGUCGCGUCCCAGGACCCAGUGGACGACUUUGACCCGGAGAAGGUCGAGGAGCAGUCGUUACAGAACCUUGUAGACAAACUCCAGGAAAAGACAGAGAAGGAUAUAGUUCGCACAGUGAAGGCCAUAGAAAUUGACCGACGUUAUACCAAAACUCUCGCUACCUUGGAACUGGACAGCGAGGUCCUUGACAGCAUUCUGCAACUAUCGGCAGAAUCUGACGGUGCUGAUGACGGUAAACGGUUGUUGGAUGUAUCCGAGGAGAAAGCUGUGGCGAAGCUGGGUAUCACAUACGGUGUUCUGCGACGUUUAGGAUUCUCGGAGGAAAGAGUCGAGGAAUGCCUUCGGUCUAUCAGAGGUAUCGAGCUUGAGGAAGCCUACGACUGGCUCUAUCUGCAUGCACCCGAGGAGGAUCUUGUGCUCGAUAAAGGGUCUAACGAAGGAGAAAGCAAGGCCCUGAAGACGCCACAAACUCCUAACUUUGCCACAAACGCCAGCUCUAGUCGUACAAGUACACCUCGCACACCCAAUCGCCCUCUGCCUUCAUCGCCGCCUCCCAAAGUCCGUUCGAUACUAGAUGCCAAUGCUCCAAUAUUCGUGCCCUUGUCCGGUCCUGUUAUCAAUGACCAGGAAGAAAAUCACGUCGAUAUGAAAGCACGCAUCUUGGCCCGGUUCAACGGCGAUGGAGGCUCCUAUCUCGAUGCCGAUCCUUCAGGCGACAAUCCGAACUCAGAAUACGUUAGGCUCAAGCUCAAGCUUGACAGUCUUUCAGGCUGGCGUCGGGCUGCCUACGAGACGGCGGACGACUCCUUCAUCAAGGACCUUCGUUUGCGUCUUGAGGCAGUCAAGAGGCACUACUUCUUCGACGAGGACGACGCAGAAGCUCAAUAUCGUACCGAACGCCAGAAGUCUGACGCCGCCCAUCUUCAAGCUCGUCUUCGUGCAAAUGAAGCGCCAAUGUUGCCCGUCUCACCACCUCCCGCAAAGCACCGCCCCGCACCCUUACAACCUUCACCGCCGGAGUUGCCCAGCAAACCUUCAUCCGAUGUCUUUGACGCAGACGGAGAGGAUGCAUCGGUCGGACUAUUCGAUAUCUUAGAGCCUUUGCCUACCGAAGAGACCACCAGCACCGGCACAACAGUGACUAUCCGCGAUAUGGCUUUGCCUAAACAUUGGUCUGGCCGCACCCCGAAGACUCUGUUAACGGAGAUUGUUCACAAGACGGACCGAUUUGCUGUCAUCACCUACCGUUGUAUUUCGGGGCCGAGUCGCGCAAAACGUGCAGCUGUUACGAUUCGCUGGGGCGGCGGCAAGAUCGGGGAUUGGGAAAUGAAUGAGUUUGCAUGCCACGACAUGAAUCAAGCCGAGCAAUACAUCGCCACUGUCGCCCUGCAUUCCCUUACCUUCCCAGCGUCUGAAGGGUUUGCCUCGGGGACAAGUUCAGGGAAUGCGCACACGUCCUUCCGGUUACUUCCCUCGACAUUCAGAGAAUUGUGGGACGAACUGGAAGCCGCUCGCAAAUCUGCAGAGGACGCCAUCAAUCGGGGUGUUUGGGCAAAACUCAGAGCUAUCGUCGAGCCGAAGAUGGACCGUGAAGCCAAGGUUCAUGAUAGGCUAGAGAAGCAGGUUGGCGAUACGAAAAACGGAAACAGACUGCGCCAGUUCAGCCCCCCGAAGAUUCCGCCUUCAGAGCAAAUAGCCUCUGCUUUCAGAGAAAGGCAGGAUGCUCCAGCGUACCAGGACAUGCUCGUGCAACGGAAUCGGCUUCCGAUCGCUCACUACCGAGACGAAAUCAUAUCUACGCUAGAUACCUCCCAAAUCAUGGUCCUUAGCGGAGAGACAGGAUGCGGAAAGUCUACGCAGGUCCCAUCGUUCAUCUUGGAAGACCAGCUCUCGCGUGGCAACCACUGCAAGAUCUACUGCACUGAACCUCGACGUAUAUCUGCUAUCUCUCUCGCCCAACGUGUGUCUCGAGAACUUGGCGAUGCACCUGGAGCUUGUGGAACCAUGAACUCUCUGGUAGGCUAUUCAAUACGUCUCGAGAGCAAUACCUCCCGCAACACAAGACUAGCGUUCGUAACGAACGGUAUUGCACUGAGGAUGCUUGAGGGGGGUAGUGGGCAGAAUGGAAUGGGGACUGCUUUCGAUGAGAUCACUCAUAUCAUUAUAGAUGAGGUUCACGAACGGAGCAUCGAGUCCGACUUCUUGUUGAUUGUUCUCAAGUCCCUGCUACAACAACGGGAUGAUUUGAAGAUUAUCCUCAUGUCUGCGACGGUUGAUGCCGAGAAGAUAUCUACAUACUUCGGAGGAUGCCCAAUUCUUUACGUUCCUGGCCGAACAUUUCCCGUCGACACCCGGUUCCUUGAGGAUGCGGUGGAAUUCACUCAAUGGUCAAUAUCUGAGAACUCGCCUUAUGCCAAGCGCCUGCACGAGAAAUUCUAUCGUAACAAAACAAAAAUGGACUGGUCCGAAGAAACGGCUGCGGGCGACGAUGACGACGAGGAAAGCUCUUCCGAGGCCGUCAAGCUCGAGAAGCGUUACUCCCCUAGCACGGCUACAACCAUCAACCUACUCGACGAACGGCUUAUACCAUACGACCUUAUCAUGCGGCUGCUUGAGCGUAUCUGCUUCGAGGAUCCUGCCUACUUCACGUACUCAUCUGCUGUGUUGAUCUUCAUGCCGGGUAUUGCGGAGAUUCGCCGUCUGAACGACCUCCUGAUGGAUCAUCCCGCCUUUAACAACCAAGACUUCAUCAUCUAUCCUCUACACUCAACAAUAUCAAGCGAGAACCAAGGCGCUGUGUUCGAUAUUCCCCCUGAAGGUGUACGGAAAAUCGUCAUCGCUACGAAUAUUGCGGAAACUGGUAUCACUAUCCCUGACAUUACUUGCGUGAUCGACUCUGGUAAACACAGGGAGAUGAGGUUCGACGAGAAGCGACAGUUGUCUCGUCUGGUAGAGACGUACGUGGCAAAGAGUAACGCCGCUCAACGACGUGGUCGUGCUGGUCGUGUACAGAAUGGUCUCGCAUUCCAUCUUUUCACCAAGCUACGCCACGAUACCCUGAUGGCCGACCAUCCUCUUCCUGAGAUGAUGCGGCUCAGUCUCUCAGAUCUGGCCCUUCGGAUCAAGAUUAUGAAGGUGAAGUUAGGGACCUCCAUCGAGGAUGUUCUUCUUCGUGCCCUCGAUCCACCGUCCUCAGUCAACAUUCAAAGAGCUAUAUCAGCACUUGUGGAGGUCCGUGCUCUUACAACCACGGAAGAAAUCACCCCCAUGGGGAGGCUGCUUAGUGCUCUACCGACCGAUGUACACCUGGGCAAAUUCCUUCUGCUGGCAACUCUAUUCCGAUGUCUGGAUCCUGCUCUCACUAUUGCGGCCACCCUCAACUCAAAGUCACCCUUCCUGACUCCGUUCGGUCACGAGGACGAAGCUGACCGCGCAAAGGCUUCAUUCCGAAUUGAGAACUCGGACUUCUUGACUCUUCACAAUGCGUUCUCGAGUUGGCGCCGCGCCUCCGCAAAUCCUGGCUUUGUUCGCAAGUUCUGCCGGAAGAAUUUCCUCAGUCAUCAGAAUCUCCAACAGAUCGAGGAACUUCGUCAACAGUUUCUUGGGUACCUCAUAGAUUCAGGGUUCAUCAACGUGGACCGCGCGUUUGUAAAGGACCUGAGUCGCGCCCGCUACGGUCGAAAUAGGUCGAGGUUGAUCACUGUCCCCGCCGAACUGGAUAGCAAUUCGACAAACUAUUACAUAGUGAAUGCCGCCCUCACCGCCGGGCUUUAUCCCAAGAUACUAGCUAUCGAUCCCUCCAGUGGACAGAUGCGUACAAUCACGAACAAUCAGGCCGCUUCCUUCCACCCGUCUUCCGUCAACUUCAAGAAGAAGCCCUCAGAUUUUGGCAUCAAUUACCUGGCAUACUUCACAUUGAUGCAUUCGAAGAAGUUGUACGCUUGGGAAACUGGGCCGGUCGACGACAUAGCCAUGGUCUUACUCUGUGGCGAGUGUGACUUCAAGCUGAUCUCGGACUCGGCUUUCAUCGACCGGAAGAUCAAGUUCCGCAUACCUCCUAAGACCAACAUCGCGUUGAAGCACCUUCGCAACCAGGUGAAUGCCGUUUUGGCGAGCCAGCUACGCGGAAAGCCCCUCACGGAGAGCCAGAUGUUGUGGAUGCAGUCGGCGAUGGUGGUCAUAGGCAAGCUCAGGCUGGAGGGAGCAGGAGACGGAGAACAGCAGAAUUCGAUCUUGAAUUUGGUGCUUCAUUAGACUACUACACAUAAUUUUUUGGUACACCAUCACUAGUCAUUAGGCC
Molecule: messenger RNA, 4751 nt
Organism: Stereum hirsutum FP-91666 SS1
Lineage: Eukaryota; Fungi; Basidiomycota; Agaricomycetes; Russulales; Stereaceae
Product: P-loop containing nucleoside triphosphate hydrolase protein
Exons: 22
Coding region: 284-4705 (1473 amino acids)
Cellular component (GO): intracellular anatomical structure
Molecular function (GO): RNA binding; ATP binding
Source: RefSeq, a predicted model, not a curated record